UCAUACAACGCUCCAAUCGCAGUGAGCGACUUCGCCCGACUUCACCGCUCAAAAGCACAACUACACCGCAUUUUUACUUCACUUUCUGACUUGUAAGUUGUGAGCUUUUGCCGGUUAAGUACGCGAGAAACACAUUUUCAUUCUUCAACUUCAAACAAAACAAUAAUUCAACAUGCCUGAAAUUGAUAUCUCUCCCAAACAAGACAAAGGUGUAUUAAAAGAGAUCCUCAAUGAAGGACAAGGCAGUGAAACACCUCCAAAUGGAUGCAAAGUUAAGGUACACUACACAGGAACCCUACUGGAUGGCACUCAGUUUGAUUCAAGCAGAGAUAGAGGCCAACCAUUUGAAUUUGAUCUUGGCAAAGGGAGUGUUAUAAAAGCAUGGGACAUUGGUGUAGCUACCAUGAAGAAAGGGGAAAGGGCCAUGCUCACUUGUGCAGCUGAAUAUGCCUAUGGAGAGUCAGGAAGUCCACCUACAAUUCCCCCAGGAGCUACACUAAAGUUUGAUGUGGAAGUUAUCAGUUGGAUUGGGGAAGAUCUCAGCCCUGGCAAAGAUGGUUCCAUCGAAAGAGUGAUAAUCACUCCUGGGGAAGGCUACACAACACCAAAUGAAGGUGCUUUGGUUGAUAUCCACCUAAUUGGAAAGCACAACGAUCGUGUGUUUGAUGAACGCGAUGCUACUUUCAAUAUCGGCGAAGGUGCCGAUGUGGAUAUCAUCGAAGGAGUCGAAAAAUCGCUGGAGAGUUUUAAAAAGAACGAAACUUCGAGACUGAUCAUCAAGGCAAAGCAUGCCUAUGGUAAAACAGGCUGUGAGAAACAUGGCAUUCCUGGCGAUGCCACUGUUGAAUUUACUGUUACAUUAAAGUCAUUUGAGAAGGCUAAAGAGAGCUGGUCAAUGGAUAGUCAGGAAAAAAUCGAUCAGAGUUUAUUAUACAAGGAAAAAGGCACGAAUUACUUCAAAGCGGGCAAAUUGGAACUCGCCGUCAAGAUGUACAAGAAGAUUUUGUCAUGUUUAGAGUUUGAUAAAACUUUUGAAGGGGAAUUAGCUGCAGAGAGGAAUCCGCUCGUGCUCAGCGCGAAUUUAAACCUUGCGUUGGUGUAUCUCAAGCAGAACAACGCUUUUGAAGCGAAAAAUGCUGCAACUGAAGCCAUCAACCAAGAUAAUACCAAUGAAAAAGCGUACUUUCGGCGUGGACAAGCAUAUCUGUUACUUAGGGAAGCUGAAUUGGCUGCUGAAGACUUUGCAGCUUGUUUAAAGAUUGAACCAAAUAAUAAAGCGGCUCAAGCGCAACUUGCGCUCUGCAAGAAAACGCUACAAGAGCAGUUACAGAAGGAGAAGAAAAUCUACGGCAACAUGUUCGCUAAGUUUGCCAAAAUGGACACGCAGAAAGAAGAGGAGGAAAAGAAAAAAGAACCCGACGUGAUGUCCUCGCUCGGAGAAUGGGGCAAAGAGGAUCGCGAGCGUGAACCGACCGAAUUCGAGAAAGAAAACCCGAAUAUUCUACUGUUGAAUGGCAGCGGCCAGUUUAAAGACAUGUAAUCCGUAGUAUAGCCAUGAGUUUAGGUUAAGAUUUGUAUGAAACUUGUGUUUCUUUAUGUGAAUUUCCAUCACGAUAGUAAUAAAGAAUCACUUACGAAUAA
Messenger RNA from Dalotia coriaria, 1641 nucleotides. Its product is annotated as FK506-binding protein 59-like. The record is from RefSeq and is a predicted model, not a curated record. Lineage: Eukaryota; Metazoa; Arthropoda; Insecta; Coleoptera; Staphylinidae. Gene Ontology annotation, molecular function: peptidyl-prolyl cis-trans isomerase activity; protein binding. The transcript is spliced from 6 exons. Bases 173 to 1540 code for a protein of 455 amino acids.